UCCAAAAUCGUAGCAACACCCUUCUCAGCCCCGACCCUCUUCUCUUCACCCCUUGGUCCCACCGUCUCGGCCCCAACGCUCUGCCAACGGCGACGACCUAUAAUUUAGGGCGGAUAAAGUGCUUCGUGCAGCACGUGGAGGCAGUCGUCGUGGUUUCUACCAAGGCUCGGCGCGUGCGAGUUCGACCGACGAAGACCAUCUCUACAUGCGACAAGGACGAGCGCUAUCAGUGUAGCACGUGUACAUGUAUGUGUACUACUACUCCUGUGUAUGUGUCGAGGAACGUGCAUACGCAACAACAUAUACUUACUCACGCUUCGUCACAUAUGGAUCAUCGAAUCAUGAACGAAAAAACGAUUAGAUUCUUCCAUCAUAUAUCUUUGGAAAAAAAAUAUGUAUAUUUAACGUAAUUUUCUUUCGGAAUCGUUAUUAGAAUCUACGUUAGAUCGUAUAUUUUUUGUUUAUAUUCGUUCGCAAGAAUAUUUAAAACGUAAGAAAAAAGGAAAAUGAAGAAGUAGGAAGAACGAAGGACGGAUUUUUUGAAGCAAAAAAAAAGAACGUCGAAAGAAGAAAAACAAUUUUUUUUAUUUAUCUCAUUCUCCUUCCUAAACGACUACUAUAAUCGUCUUAUUACAUCGCUACAACCGGGACGACCGAUCGAUAUCUUCCUUUCCUGCCUACCCUUCCGAACAAAGAUCACCUCGCUUUGUUUCUCUCCUGUUACAUUUUCUAGUAUACUCAAAUAUAAUAUUUCUAUCGCAUCGAGAUAUAUCGAGAUGAUCUUUCAAUGAUUUGAUUUGUAUUUUUAAAAUUUUUUAUCUUUCUUAUCGAAAAACAAUGACGAAAAUUUGCGUUUGAUCGAAUUAAAUAUCAAUACUCGAGAAAGAGAGUAACAGGGCAACAAUAAUGUCAUUUUAUUGUGAAAGUAUUAAUAUCUUUUACACGAACGAAAGAAUUUUGCAAUGCAUGAAUCAACUAUCUUCUUUCUAGUCGUUGCACUAUGCACAUGAUCCUACGAUCGCAUCAUCGGUUACACUCAUCAUAUCCUCUUCGUUCAUUCUUUUUUUCCAUGGCCUAUGAUGAUACCGUCCGAUAGAAACGAGGUCGUGUGUAUGUACGUUCGCUUUCUCCGCUAUUUACACGAGCGCGUGCCUUUCUUCCCCCAUUUUCGGUCGUUACACUCCCUUGCAUUCGUUGAUUCCUUUUCGAGCUUGAAACGGAUAUCAACGGAUAUUCUCCUUAAGAAAUACAUUUUUUCUCGUAAACGUAUCGUGCACAAACACAUCCAGUCUAUUUUUUCUUCACAGUUUCAAUCUUAUAGGAAUUACUAGAAAUCGGAAUUUAAUUUUGACGACUAUUUAAAAUAUUUUUAUACGAGUUUUUUUUUGUGACAUUUGUAAAAUUACAAGUUCUUCAACAUACAUUGAUGGUCGAUCACGAGCAUACAUAUGCAUGCAAUUCUAUUAUAUUAUAUUAAACUACAAAAUUACGUAAAUCGUUACUAUAGUAUUGUUUAUUGCGUUGGAUAAUAUUUGCUUAAUUUUCUGCGAAAUCUUAAUUUUGGCAGGUUCUCUUGGUUUAUUUUGAUCUAGGAAAAGUUAUGAAAUAAAUAGGAACAUAAUACAUACAUACAUACAUACAUACAUACAUAUAUAAAUAUAUAUACAUAUAUCAAUUUAUGCAAGAUUGAUUACUUAGGCAAAUGUACGUAUUAAUAUUUCGGAUCGAAUAUAAUCGAUAUACUCGAAGUGUCAAUAACACGUGUUAGGGAGAAGAUGUAAUUACGACGCAAUGACGAUUAUUAUGAUCGUCGGAGCAGAAAAAUAUCGCAUUGUUCUAGGACACCCAUAAAUAAAAGAUAUCUUUCAUUAUGGUCGUGUUUCAAGAUUCUCUCUACCUUCUUUUCGAAAAAAAUAAAAAUUAGUAUUUCUUUGCCUUCAGAUAAAAUUCAAGGCGUACUCGUAACCUGCAUGAGACUGCGUCUGGACCUACCUUAUAUUUCGUCAUUCCUUUUUUAUAUGAGGUAACUUUCGUUUCAGCUUCUAAUAAUAAAACGCGAGAGAAUUUUAUUAGUCGAUCUUUCGAAAGGGGAGGUCAAAGACUCGUGAGAUUGUUAUACGUGGCCAACGUGUAGAAGACAAAAUUAAAAGGACAAGGAUCUUAAGGGGAGAAAGAAACGAGGGAACAAAGAUCGUUGUGAAUUUAAUCGAAAUUAUUCAAACGUGUAUCUAUAUAUAAAAUAAUUUAUACAUAUACAUACAUACAUACAUAUAUAUUAAUAUUUGAUAUAGUAUUAUAUAAACAUAAUAUAUUUAUACAUCAUAUUAGGGAAAAAACAAAUAUAUAAGCAUCUCUUUCUCUUUCUCAUUCUCAAACAAUGAAAUGAGUAAAUAUUACACAUAUAUAUGAUAUAAUAUAAAUAUAUUUUUUUAAUUUAUUUUUUAGCAAUUAUUAUUUCGUUUCGAAGAUUAUAGCCAAAUUUCCUUCCCUCGGUCUGGUCGAGUGAGCCUCGGACAAGUGCCGGUGUAACCGAUGUUGCUUUCAAACGAGAGAGGAGCAAUGACCUAGUGCGCGUAGUGCACGUGUAGCGUCUGGAAACCCCGACGACUGCCUCAGAGUCAGGGCAUUGGUCGCCGCGUGCGGGUGACGCCGAUCUGUGCCGUCGCUCGUGCCACCUAUACCUACGAACUACGUAUAUAUAUAUGCGUGUAUAUAUAUAUAUAUAUAUAUAUAUAUAUAUAUAUAUGAUAUAUAUAUACACAAACACAUUUAUAUCUUUAUUCAUAUAUGUUAGUAACGACGAAGAGCUUGUGUACGCCCCUGCCUACCGAUAAUGCCACGCUCCAAAAGGAUAUAUACGUAUACGUGUACGGUGACGGUUGGGUUAUCCUCCGGACACGCCUACGACAUCCUAAAUUGAGUACUUUUAGAAAGUACAAAAAAAAAAGAAAAGAAAAAAUACACGCGCACAUUUAUAAAAUUCAACAAUUUUUUUUUUCAUUUAUUUAUUUCGAGACGUCUUUUUACGCGGUUCGAUGCUUUUCUUACAUCGUCUCAUGAGAAUAAUUUGAAAAAUAUUUUUUAAGGGUGGCCUCGAUUGAUCUUUAGACACUACUGCGAACGUAUAUGCGUAGAUAGAUACAUACAUAUAUAUAGUGAAGCUAUAGAAAUAUGCUGAUGCUUUUUGAAAUUAAAUAACUUUUUCUAAAUCGAGUAAAAGAAAGAAAACUUUGAAUUUUUGCAUAGGUAUUGAAAAAGUAGGAAUAUACUAAUAACUUCGCAAUUAUAAUAUAACUUUCGUAAUUUUGAAAAAUUUUUACUAUCGUAGUAGUUACGUCGUCUUUUACGAUAUGAUAGUGUACAUUAUAUAAUAACGAUUUCAUAGAUCUUUGAAUAUUUACAGAAAGCAAGACAAUCAGAUUUUGCUAUAAUAACGUUUAUGCUAUAAUAAAUAAUAUUAAAAAGUUACCGCAAGGAAUUACUUUUUUGUUGUAAUCGUAAUUUGAAUAAUUAUAUUUGUAAUCCAAAAAAAGAAGUAAUUCGAUUAAAAAGAAUAUUCGAAUAUUUUUGUGACUCAAUCUAAAUGUAGAUAGAACGAAGAGUUGUAGUUGGAUGAUUAUUCGUUAAACAGGACAGACACGUGUCCGGAGAAUCCAGUAUUCGAUCGAAGCGUAUUUGUAAAGAGAGAACGAGUAGGUUAAUUCUUCAAGUUAUCUCAACUUUGAAAAUAACAUGUUUUCCAAGCUUCUAUCUGUUAUCCCUAGCAUUAUUAAAUUUGAUGAAAUCAUCCAAUUGGCCGGUGGUUCCGGGAGUCCUUGAUUCGACCCUGCGUACACGCGUAGAAAUAUUCGGCAGGAGUGGCGCACAUUGACAAGGUUUGUGCGUAGUAUCCUGACACGUCAUGUGGUCCUGAGGUCGAUAAACGUCUAAUGCGUUUGAUUCGAUCUCUUUGUUGUAACGAAAUUUCGUAUUUCUUAUUUUUACAUCGUUGUUUUAAUAAAUUCGCAUCAAUAUUUCUAUAUGAUUUACGCUGGAAUAUUUACAUUUUGUGUUUAUAAAAAAUACAAUCUUUUAUAAAUAAUUUCAAUUAAAUUUAUUAACAAAAAAUGUUUCUAUUAAAUCUAUUUUACUUAAUAAAAUUUUACGGUAUAAUAUGUAUAUAUAAAGACGUGCGUACGCACACAUACACACACAUAUAUCAUAUAUACGUCGAGUACAACGUGGCACGAAGGAAAUUUUUUCAAUGGCUCAAAGGUUUGGCAAGGUUCUCUCGUGCGUUCCGGGCUACAAGAGGAGAGAUUGCCAACGCGCGCCGAAAGAGGAAAGAGCAAGGGGUUAGGGAGAAGAAGGAUGUAGAGAGAUGACGUGAGCGUGUGAGCGCGUGCCCGCGCGCGCGCACUCGUUUGAGAGAAGAACCAGCUAGGAGUUGGCCGCUCUCGAACCCGAAAGAGAAGAGGGUUGGAAGUGGAAGGGGAGCGAGAGCGAGUCUAGAGCGCGAUGUCGUACCUUGACCAAUCUCAACAAGACUUGUUUUAAGCUAUGCCAAGCCAAGCGACGACCUUAGAAACGACUCGCUGAUCGCAUCGAAACCGAAAUGGCAAAUGGAAAGGAGAAGAGGCGUGACUCUUCUUCUCUUUCUCUUUCUUUUUCUUGCACAAAGAAUCACUUGGUUUCUUUCUUUUCUUUUUUCUUUCCUUUUCAUUUUUUUUUAUUUUUUUAUCGACGUACCGAAACCCUUCUAACAUCGACUCGAAAGUAACCGCAGAAAUAAAUUCCUUUUUCUUUUUUAGACAAGUUAAGCAUUAUUUAAAUGUAUUAUUGAAUUAUUCACGAAAUGUAAACGAGGGUGUGUUACAAUUAUAGAAUUUCUAAGUAUAUAACCAGCGUGUUAUAUCUUUUGUGUAUGUAUUAUGUAUUAGAAAUACACACGUGUCACGUUACUAUCAUGAGGUAAGUUCGAAAUGGAUAAGAAGAUGAGCUAGAGAAAGCUAGAUGCGACUUAACGAACAUUUGGCCUUGAAGAAUCUCUAUGUCAUCUGCAUCGAAUGUCAAAUAUCGUGGCACGUGGGCCGAGAGGUAGCUGACCUUUAAAUCCUUUCUUCUUGCCCUUUCUAUCUGAAGAUGAAAGCACUCUAAAGCUUGACCUGCUUUUGUAACGACACAUUUUCUACUUUUUCUAGUCAUUUCGAGUUUCUCGUAUAAUGUAUAUACAUAGCUAUUAAGAUUUAUCGAUCAUUUUUCUUUGUAUCUUUUUCCUAUCAACUGUUGGUUUAUCGUCUUGAAAAUAUUUUUAAAUAUAAACGAUGAGUAGUAACUCAUUCGAUAUUUAAAAGCAUUGCAUUAUUGACUUCCUGUGAUGGGUCAUCUAGCAUUAAUUUCAUUCGCAUUUCGUACGUGCAUGUAAACAGUUUUGUAUACAUUAUAUAUAGUAUGAGGUGAAUCGAUGUAAGGAUAAUGAUUUCAUGUGACUUCUUGUGCGUUAAAUUCUCCGUGUGCUUAUGCUUAUAAGAUAUAUUUUUAAUUUAUAAAUCGUGAAGGGGUAUCAUUGAAAUUCUCUUACUUCAGUAUUAAUUUGUCUUUAAAACGGUUCACUAGUUCUUAUUAACACUUCUUGGCACGUUCACUUUGUGUACUUUAAAACAACGAACAUUUUAAUAUAUCUAAUUAAUUCUUCUCACAAUUUCUCGAAUUUUUACAACGUAUCACAUUAAAUCAUAUAUUACAAUAUGAAUCGACACUUCAAAUACAUUCGUUAUAUUUUUAAUUCAACGUUUCGAAGAACAUUUGAUAGAAGAAAUGUUAGAAUGUUAACCACGGAUAAACAAAUAGAAAUGCCAUCUUAUCAACAUACACCAUCCGUUUAUACGGGACCAAGUUACGAUAGUUUAAAAGCAGCACACGAGUCGAACAUAUCACCUAGUUUAAAAAUGUAUUAUAAAAAGCCAUUGUUAUUAUACGAAGGACGGAAUCAAUGGCUAUGGGGUCAUGAUGGUAAACGUUAUUUAGAUAUGUUCGGUGGCAUCGUUACCGUUUCUAUAGGCCAUUGUCAUCCAAAAAUCGUAGCUGCGAUAUCGGAUCAAGCGAGCAAACUUGGUCAUGUCUCAGCGCUUUACAUGCAUCCUCGUUUAUACGAAUACAGAGAAAAAUUAGCUGCCAAAUUACCGGAAAAGCUUGGAGUUAUCUAUCUCGUCAAUAGUGGCUCCGAAGCUAACGAAUUAGCAUUUCUAAUGGCAAGACUUUAUACUGGCGAGCAGAAUAUUCUUUCAUUGAAGAAUUGUUAUCACGGUGGAACUCGUGAAACUUCGGCAACGAACGCUUUAAGCACGUGGAAAUAUGCAAUUCCUCAACCACCCGGUCAUAUACAUGUAUUUAAUCCAGGCUUACGGAAAUAUCUUUCCUGCGAUUCGAAAUGUAAAGAUUGUUCUGUGGCGGGUGUAAAGGGUACGUGUAACUGUAGCAAUGACGAAUGUGUCUUAUUUCAAAAAUAUUUGGAGGAAUUUGAAGAUAUUUUUCGAUACAGUUUACCAAAGAAAGGAGGUGUUGCUGCUUUUAUCGCAGAAAGCAUUCAAGGUAUCGGAGGCGUUGUACAAUAUCCACGGUUAUUCUUAAAGAAAGUUUAUGAGCUCGUUCACGAAAACGGUGGUCUUUGUAUAGCCGAUGAAGUACAAACUGGCUUUGGUAGAACAGGCGAUCAUUUUUGGGGUUUCGAAGGUCAUGGAAUUCAACCUGACAUAGUAACAAUGGCAAAGGGUAUUGCUAAUGGAAUUCCUCUCGGUGCUGUUGCGACUACUGCUGAAAUUGCUAGUUGCUUGAACAGAGCACUUCAUUUCAAUACCUACUCUGGAAAUCCAAUUAUUUGUGCUGCAGGAUCAGCGGUGAUUAAGAACGAAGAUAUGCAAAAAAAUGCCUUAAUUACGGGGACUUAUUUGUGUCAUCAAUUAAGUACUUUGACUCACGAUUUUCCGGAUAUCGUGUGCGACGUUCGAGGAAAGGGUUUUAUGAUAGGUGUAGAAUUGGCAGAAAAUAAUAGAACAAAAAAAUAUAUCAAAGAGGAACAUAUGUGCGACAUAUUCGAAGAUAUCAAAGAUAUGGGUGUACUUGUUGGGAAAGGUGGAUUAUCUGCGAAUGUUUUAAGAAUAACACCACCGAUGUGCGUUACGAAGGAAGAUGCAGAUUUUACAGUGAAUGUUAUUAAAAGAGCACUGUACCGAUAUCGUAAAAACCGUUUAUAUGAGAAAGAAUUUUAGUUCUGUAUAUAUAGAUUAUAUUUGAAAUAAAAUAUUUAUUGGCAAUAUAUAUAUAUAUAUAUAUCAUUUUGGAAAUUAUAUAUUGUUGAUAAUUUA
Molecule: messenger RNA, 7343 nt
Organism: Vespula vulgaris
Lineage: Eukaryota; Metazoa; Arthropoda; Insecta; Hymenoptera; Vespidae
Exons: 8
Coding region: 5727-7247 (506 amino acids)
Biological process (GO): glyoxylate catabolic process
Cellular component (GO): mitochondrion
Molecular function (GO): pyridoxal phosphate binding; L-alanine:glyoxylate transaminase activity
Source: RefSeq, a predicted model, not a curated record